Molecule: messenger RNA, 2244 nt
Organism: Tremella mesenterica DSM 1558
Lineage: Eukaryota; Fungi; Basidiomycota; Tremellomycetes; Tremellales; Tremellaceae
Exons: 12
Coding region: 32-2170 (712 amino acids)
Biological process (GO): L-tryptophan biosynthetic process
Cellular component (GO): cytoplasm
Molecular function (GO): tryptophan synthase activity
Source: RefSeq, a predicted model, not a curated record
CCUCUCUCACUCUAUUCCCUCAUCUCUCAACAUGGCUGAAGGUCUAAAGAAAGUCUUCGCUGAAAAGAAAGCCAAUGAUGAAGCUGUCUUUGUGACCUUUUUGACCGCCGGAUUCCCCACCAAAGAAGCUACAGUUCCACUGCUACUAGCCCUUGAAGCUGGUGGCGCAGAUAUCAUCGAACUCGGUGUACCAUUCAGUGACCCUAUUGCCGAUGGACCUGUAAUACAACAGGCCAACACCAUCGCCAUUGAGAACGAUGUGCAUUAUACCGAUUGCCUCGACUACGUUCGUCAAGCCAGGUCUCAAGGACUCAAAGCCCCGGUCCUCUUCAUGGGUUACUACAACCCUGUCAUAGCGUACGGUGAAGAGAAGGCAGUGGUGGACGCACGGGAAGCAGGCGCGAACGGGUUUAUCAUGGUUGAUUUACCUCCCGAGGAGGCGGUCAAAUUCCGAGAUAUCUGUACUUCAUCUGGCAUGUCAUACGUGCCUCUGGUCGCCCCAUCGACCAGUAUAGAUCGCGUUAAAUUCCUCGCCAGUAUCGCCGACUCUUUCAUCUACGUUGUCUCAAAGAUGGGCGUCACGGGUUCCAGCGCCAACUCUGCCAUGUCAUCCGGUCUUCCAGAGCUUGUCCGUCGUAUACAGUCUCUUACACCUGUCCCUCUAGCUGUCGGUUUCGGUGUCGACAACCGCACGCAUUUCGAAUAUGUCACAUCCUCCGGUGCUGAUGGUGUCGUUGUCGGGUCCAAAAUCAUCAAGAUCAUUCUCGAAGCUUCCAAAACGAAAACCGCCCCUGCGGCUCUCGAAGCUUUCUGCAGAGAAAUCACCCUCAAAGGCCAAGAGAAAAAGCCCUUGGGCAGAAAAACACAUAACGCCGAUGCUGCCGGCCAUCCAUCUCCUCCUCUCCCCAUACCUUCCGCCACUCCUCUCGAGCAGAACUCUCUGAAAGUCAGCGGCGGUGGCAAACUCCCUUCGAAAUUUGGCAUCUUCGGGGGGGCAUACGUACCAGAGAGCUUGGUGGACUGCUUGAACGAGCUAGAGGCGACGUAUGUUGAAGCGAGCAACGACCCUGCAUUCUGGAAAGAGUUCGAGGACAUGUAUGGGUAUAUGAACCGACCGAGCGACUUGUACCUCGCCGAGAGACUCACGGAGCAUAUGGGAGGGGCAAAGAUUUGGCUGAAAAGAGAGGAUCUGAAUCACACUGGUUCACACAAGAUCAACAAUGCUGUGGGGCAGAUUUUGCUGGCCAAACGUCUUGGGAAAAGUCGGAUCAUAGCAGAGACUGGAGCAGGGCAGCAUGGGGUGGCUACGGCGACAGUUUGUGCGAGGUUUGGAAUGGAAUGUGUCAUUUAUAUGGGUGCGGAGGAUGUCAGACGGCAAGAGUUGAACGUUUUUAGGAUCAAAAUGUUAGGAGGGACAGUCAUACCCGUCACGGCCGGCUCUCAAACCUUGAAAGACGCCGUCAACGAAGCUAUGCGAGAUUGGGUCACCCGUCUGGACAGCACGCACUAUCUGAUCGGCUCCGCCAUCGGACCUCAUCCGUUCCCCACCAUCGUUCGAGACUUUCAACGUGUGAUAGGUCGAGAGAUCAAAUCUCAACUAGCAAAGAAGGCCAAUAAACUACCUGAUGCCGUUGUGGCUUGUGUCGGUGGGGGAAGUAAUGCCAUUGGGACUUUCUACGAUUUCAUCGGCGACGAGAGCGUGAGGUUGGUGGGGGUGGAAGCUGGUGGACAUGGGAUCAACACCGAAGCGCACUCGGCCACUCUGUCCAAGGGAGUCAUCGGCGUCGUCCAUGGUGCCUCUUCAUACAUCAUCCAAAGCGCAACAGGCCAACUUACUCCCACCCAUUCCAUCUCGGCAGGACUGGAUUACAAUUCCGUCGGACCGGAACAUUCGCAUUUGAAAUACAUCGGUCGAGCAGAGUAUAUCGUUGCGGAUGAUCUUCAAUGUUUGUCGGCAUUCAAAACUGUCACACAGUUGGAAGGUAUCAUCCCAGCUCUGGAAAGUUCUCAUGCGCUUUGGGGAGGAAUGCAGCUGGCCAAAACGUUGCCUAAGGAUAAGGAUGUGGUCAUCUGUUUGAGCGGUAAUGGUGCCAAAGACGUCGCUGAGGUUCUUCUCACACUCAAGAACAAAGAAUGGGCGGACAAACUCGACUGGCAUGUUGCUCAAUAGUUUUCAGCUAUUCGAUCAGAAAGUUUGAAUUCAUGUGUAUAGAUAACAUCUGAUGCAUUUUCUUCACCGGUGCG